Messenger RNA from Cyanidioschyzon merolae strain 10D, 1749 nucleotides. Its product is annotated as elongator protein Elp3p. The record is from RefSeq and is a predicted model, not a curated record. NCBI's taxonomy places the organism in Eukaryota, Rhodophyta, Bangiophyceae, Cyanidiales, Cyanidiaceae. Gene Ontology annotation, cellular component: cytoplasm; elongator holoenzyme complex; nucleus. Gene Ontology annotation, biological process: tRNA wobble base 5-methoxycarbonylmethyl-2-thiouridinylation. Bases 1 to 1749 code for a protein of 582 amino acids. The transcript has a single exon. Gene Ontology annotation, molecular function: iron-sulfur cluster binding; acyltransferase activity, transferring groups other than amino-acyl groups.
AUGAGUACAAGUCAAGUCAUCGACUACAUCAUUCGCAAGCUCAUUGAAGCCUACGAAAACGACGAGGCCGUUUCGCUGGAUCGGUUAAAACUAGAAGCUGCAAAGCAUUUCGGUGUUAAUGGAGUACCAAAGCUCAUGGACAUAGUGGCUGCUGUGCCAGACGAAUACCGCGACGUACUCGUUCCACAGCUGCGCGUCAAGCCGGUACGCUCGUCGUCGGGAAUCAUCAUCGUUGCCGUGAUGUCGAAGCCGCACCGUUGCCCUCACAUCUACACGACCGGCAGCGUCUGUAUUUACUGUCCAGGGGGUCCCGACUCGUCUUUCCCGUACUCUGCUCAGUCCUAUACUGGGUUAGAGCCGACGAGUAUGCGAGCGAUUAGGGCGCGUUACGAUCCCUACCUUCAGGUACGCUCUAGGAUCGAUCAGUUGCAAUCGCUUGGUCACGCAGCUGACAAAGUGGAGUUUAUCAUUCAAGGCGGUACGUUCAUGAGUUUGCCUGCAGACUACCGGGAUUGGUUUAUUCGUAACCUUCACGACGCGCUCUCGGGACACGCGUCCAUGAGUGUUGCCGAGGCGGUCCGCUACGGCGAGCAGAGCGCCAGAUACAAGUGCAUAGGGCUCACCAUAGAGACUCGUCCAGACUUUUGCCAACGAACACAUCUAGACGCGAUGCUGCAAUACGGUUGCACCCGUCUAGAAAUAGGGGUGCAGAGCGUCUACGAGGAUAUCGCGAGACUGACCAAUCGGGGUCACACGGUUGAGGCCGUCAUUCGCUGCUUCCAGCUCGCCAAGGAUGCCGGUUACAAAGUUGUCGCCCACCUGAUGCCAAACCUCCCGGAUAUGGAUCGAGAGCGUGAUGUCGAGUGCUUCCGGGAGUUCUUCGAGAACCCGGCCUUUCGCGCCGAUGGUCUGAAAAUAUAUCCGACGCUGAUCCUGGCAAACACGGGCCUCUAUGAGCUGUGGCGAGCGGGAAAAUAUCGCAGUAUGCCACCUCCUGAGCUUGUUGAUCACGUUGCGGAGCUCUUGUCUCUAGUACCACCAUGGGUACGAGUCUACCGCGUCCAGCGUGAUAUUCCGAUGCCGCUGGUCACCAGCGGUGUACAGUUUGGCAACCUUCGGGAACUGGUGUUAGCACGAAUGCGCGACCUGGGACUACGUUGUCGAGACGUGCGGACUCGUGAAGUUGGUAUCCGGGAAAUCCAUGAAGCAGUUCGACCGCAAUCUAUUGAACUUGUUCGGCGCGAUUAUGUGGCGAAUGGUAGCUGGGAGACCUUCUUGGCCUACGAAGAUCCGGUACGGGAUAUUUUGGUAGCACUGCUUCGACUGCGGCGCCUCAGCAAAGAGACAACGCAUCGGAUGGAACUGCGUAUUGAAGACACAGCUGCCGGGGAUGAUUCGAGCAAUAGUGGCGUUGGGCAAGGCACCGGUUGCUCUGUGGUGCGCGAGCUCCACGUCUACGGGACAGUGGUGCCCGUUCACGAACGAGACCCGACUCGAUUUCAGCAUCGGGGCUUCGGUACGCUCCUCAUGGAAGAAGCGGAGCGGAUCGCUCGCGAAGAGCAUCGCAGCUGCAAGCUCGCGGUUAUCUCUGGCAUUGGCACUCGAAACUAUUAUCGCAAACUGGGUUACACACUCGAAGGGCCCUAUAUGGUGAAGUACUUGGCAGCGGGUACUGCGAAGGUCUCGCCCAGCGGUAUGUCCAGUUGUAUGGGCGAACAGAUACGCGCAGAUAUGGCUGUUUCCGUGUAG